CAAACAUGUUGGCGUUUUUUAGAAGUAUCUUAGACUGGAUAAAAAGCUUGUUUUGGAAGGAGGAGAUGGAGCUUACUCUUGUAGGAUUGCAGUAUUCUGGGAAGACGACGUUUGUCAAUGUUAUAGCGGUAAGUCAUGAGUGAUGUCAUGCAAGUUUGCCCUUUUUACGUUUACUGAUUUCUAUUCUUAAAAGCUUAACGAUGCAUCAAAAUCAGAAACAGUUAUUUUUCUCCCUUGAAAUUUACAAACUUUUACUCACGCGAUAACGUAUGUUUUCAUGUAAGCUGACGCUUAUAGCAGGCUUGGUGUGCGGUUGUAUAAAUAUGUACGUGAUGCAUUUGAGAAAUUAAUCCUUUUAAUUUUAUAUCAGCAUAACUUACUGAAACUGAACUGAGACAUCACGAAAAUGUCGAUAAACGACAGUUAAUGCACCAUUUUUUUCAGACUUCAACUGCCAAUGUCAUUUGCAGGAAAAUAUGUGUAGACCGACCAAAAAUAUCUGUAACUGUAUGUAUCUGUACUCUGUUGCUUUACUGAUGGUUACGAGAUCUGUUAUUGAUUCAGCAAGAGCAUAAAAACUGUGGUUUUAUUCUGCUUAUGAGAGUUGCUUAUACAUGACUGGGAAGUUCAUUUGUUGUUGUGUCUAGAAGGCUCCCCAAGGCACAUGAAGAGCAAACUGUUUAUGAUAUUAUGCUCUUAAAUUAUUGCUGAUAGUACGGUAAUGACCUCUACAGCUGUAUGUACUGUACAAUUCAUUUCUAUCACUCACAUGAUAACCCAUUUAAGACACAAAGUUCAUUUGUUGGUUAGCAAUAUUAUUGUUAGUACAUCAAUGGUGAUUUAAAAAAAGUUUCAAUGAUUAUUAAUACCGUAAAUCCUCUAUAAAGCCCUUGUUGCGUUGCCACUAGUUAGAGUUCGCUGUGAUCAACCACACUCUCCAAGAUGAUUUAAAAUUUUGUUUAUUGUAGAAUCAAUGAAGUUUAUAAAAUAACUAAGAAAGUACGCGCGCUCUGAUUGGCCGAGAGGAGUGUUUGCAUCAGAGUAUGUAAACAUGGUUGUGGCGUCAAGUUGUUUGGCUUUUCACGCGCUAAUCACGCAAGCACAAAUUUGAAAAAGUUUUCAAGUUCAAAACUCAAAACGUUUACUUUAUUUACCCAUUCCUUGGUCGGCUAAAACUUGGAAAAUCGUUACAAAGAAGGUGUGUACAUUUUUCUUCGCUUAAGCUGACCGUUUUAAGCGAGAAAAAUCCGUAUUUUGCAAAGCAUCUUUUUGCAAAACAAGAACUGAUUACGCAUGCAAGACUUCGUGGACAAGAUUUUGCGACUGGUAAGAAUUUCUCUUUUAAUCAGUGCUAUACAAAGAGUUUUGCGUUUUUCUUGGGAAAGUUAUUUUAUAAAAGCAAUAGAAAACUUUUUUCCUGUGUUUGCAUAGCCUGAUAUAAACACUCGAGGUGUUGGGAGAAUUCUCGACAGUUAUGCAAACCCUCGACUUCGUCUCGGGUUUGCAUAACUGUCUCGAAUUGUCCCAACCCCUCUCGUGUUUAUAUCAGGCUAUGCAAACACGGGAAACGUUUUCUAUUGCUUAAAUAUGGUAAGAACUGAACGUGCAUAAUGCAAGAAAGUAACUGAAAAGUAAAAUGAAAUCUAGUAUAAACAAACCUAAAAUGAAAGACAAAAAUGUAACAAAAAUCAUGUUAUAGUUCUCCAAGUGUAGAAAAGAAAAGAACGAAAAAGUGGGAAAAAAUUGAAAUAAUCUAACUCUGUUAAGACUCUGCGUAUAUCCCCGAUUAAGAUCUGGUUAAAGUGCUAGGCAGGUGGGGGUUGUUGAUGGGGCGGGGAGGGGGGUGGGGGGGGGGGUGUUGGGAAGCUACUUCCCAGACAUUCUUUUAAAUAAAAAAAAAACGAUGUUCUCACAACUUGGAAAGUGAAUUUGUGUCUUGAUCAUGUGCAUUUCAUCAUAAACCAAAGAUCAAUGGUUUUGAGAAGGAACAAAAUCAUCGCGGUAGAAGGCUGGAUUGUUUCUCACUAUUAUGAUCUAUGAUAUGUUAGUAAUUCACACCUUUAUUGAUCUUAUAUCGCUUUUCAGAUGUGUGCUUUCAGAUGUGCAUGUGUGUUGCUUUUUCCUUUAAACAAUAUUCUUCCGCAGAGUUUGGAACAUGCAACUUAUAGCUGCGUAUGGCUGAAACAACCACCGAAGAGUUAGAUAUUGAGCAGCAUUUUGCUGCAAACCUAAGGAAAGUUAAGGUCGCUUCAAGGUACAGAGGUUUCAGCAAUAGAUGUAAUUUCUUAUAGGGUUGUUUGAAUUUUAACUUUGAACUUAAGGUGUUGACUGAUAUUUGUAAUGAACAAAGUGAAAUGUUAUCAUUGUUAUGAAGUCUGAAUCUGUUUAUUCAGGUAUGUAAGCUCAUAUUUAUAAAGCUCUCUUGUUUAGACUUAAUUUCAAUAAAUCUGACCCUUUCUCCAGUAAUUUGUAUUAGUAUCAUAACUUCUAUAAUAUUCUCCUCACCUGGCAAAAUUCCUAUAAACUCGAUCAAUAGUCCAGUGCACGUUGCUGGUUAAGAGUUUACACGGUUGCAGUGAGUGUCACUUGCGUUUUGCAAUCUCGAUACCAACGGAAAAAUACAAUAUGCGAGAAAAACAAAGAGGCAUGAUAUUAUUUUUUUAAUUGUUGACUUAUUUCCUCUGCUGGUUAAAUAAUCGCUGACCAUCACGGAAGGUGACAGCUUUGCAAGUUUUGAAAACAUCGUUUCUUGGUCCGAGACCUCAUCUCUUCUCUCCCCCUGCUCCAAGCUAGGUGGACUGCCAUAAUAAUGAUAAUAUGUCAAAACUUGUAAAAUAUCAACUAAUUAAACAAAAAAUAAUAUAAAACCAAUGUAACGCAUCGUCUGAAUUCAUGACACUCCUCGCCCAAGUAUUGAAAAUCCUUGCUUUCAUCAUCAUUAUGUCAAUCAAGUCCAUGGAAUCAAAUUGCAUUGUCCGUAAAUCAGGCUUCCUCUUCCCGUUUCAGUUGAACGACGAAACUGGAAAUUGGUUUUUUGUAGGUAUUUGAGUUUCCUGCUCUACAUGAAGUCACUUUGGCCAUUAGCACUUUGCCAUCAGUGUUCUACCACUUUUGCCACUUCAAUCUGUUCUGGAAGUUCUGCAGAUACUCGCUUUUGCAUCUGACCCAGAACUGAUCAGCCAGGUAUUGUGCUCUCUUCCACCAGUUACAGGCAUACAGGUCCAAGUUACCAGGGUGAGGUGCUAGAGGGCAGGUAUUCAUCAUAAGCAGCCUUGUGGUAGUUUAUGGUUCACCUUUGUAGAGGGGACUACUGAAAUGGGGCGGCUGUUGACGAUUCCAGUAACCUCUGUCAUGCGAGGCACUAGUAGUUCAUGGCUUAGCUGUGUGCAUCCAAUCCCUAGCAACAUUCCAUCCAAUACACAUCAUACAGUUCCAAUCUGCUACUCCCAUACGUGUCCAAAGUGCGAUGCGUGUGGAGGGUUAAAUAUCCAACCUUGUUCUGCUACAAACUUCUAGACUUGUGUUUGGUCCAUCUCCAAAAGUGCUUGUUGCAACUGUGAUUUUCCUCCAACAAAGCUACUGCUGUGAUCACAUACAUGUAUGAGUUUCAUCACUGAUCCACAAAUGGUGAAAAACCAUCCCAGUGCACAGAUGAACAAGUUGGUGUCCAUAGUUUCCAGUACCUUGAUGUGAAUGAUCAUCUCCAAUACAUGAUGACCUUUUGGUAGAAUUACUGGAUGUUUCUCUUGAGAGUCAAGUGUCAAGUUUUUGAGACGGUCUCCGACCCAAAGUAGCCCAUUACAAUGUACCAAGGGAUCAAGCUGCAACAGGUUUGAAUGUUUGGGAAGUGAUUUAUUCCUUUCAUCUAAAGACGAUGCCAUUAGCUCUGUGGAAAAAACUUCUUUCUGUACUGCCUAGAUUACAGCCUGGCCAGCUUGUUCAAGCUCAGCUGCAGAUUGAGGAGGCCAAGGGAUGACUCGCUUGUUUGGGGCCCUUGAUUUCUGUCCUUGAACUUUCUUACGAACACACUUUAAGACUUACAAUUGCACGCCUCAGGGAGGACCAGUGGGAAAAGCGCUUAAAUCUCUCACAGCUAAGACUUUGGGGUGAGUGUGUUGAUUUGGCACAGGUGAUGACUUCCCUUUUCACCUCAGGGUUUCUUUCGCUGAGGCGUACCGCCAGGAGUGAAGCUUGAGGCUGGAGCAGCGGAUUCCAUAGAAAUUAAGGUCCCAGUAUCCAUCGCGAUUCUAUUAGUUUCCAGUUGUGGGGUAACACAAUGAGUUGCGAGGUCAGCAGGAUUUCUUGCAGUGUUGAUGUAUCUCCCUUGACUUGGUGCAGUCGUGUUAUGGACAUAGAAUCCUCUACUUUCAUUCUGAAUGUACCCAAGUACAACCUUUGAGUCAGAGUAGUAGAUUUCUUCAUCAAUUUCAAUGUCAAGCUCUAUGUGAUUCAUCAUUAUGUCUUGUGUUACAAGUAUUUCGCUGCACAGCACUAAUCUAGGAAUGCUCAUCAUAUGGCUUGGUGCCAACUUAGACCAUCUGAACAAAAGAGAAAGGCUUACAACUCCAUCUUUGUUGAAUUCACACAGGUACAGCUCGGAUGGCUUCCUUGCUUGUACUGGAAAAUGCAUGUAUCUCCCUCCAUGUGACAGUGUCAAAUCCUUUAGGAUGGUGGCAACAAGGAAUCAAUACUUUUUCCAGCUUGGGGAGUAGGUCUCUCCAUUGACUCCAGUGGUGUUUCAUGUUCUCCAGAAGUGGUUCAUCCCAACCAAGGGGAUUGUUGCCAUUCACCUUCUUCCCCAUGAUGACGAGUUGCUGUGGGGAUUAGCUUCCCUUCCAGGAUGACUGGAAAUGCCAGAGGGUUGUACACCGAGUUUAUUACAGACAUAGUUCCCGUUUGCAUAAAGGACUUUUCUGGCAGAAAGACAUGGAAUGUGAAAUGGUCCUUCUCGUUCUAGUGAAUGGCAAGAAAUGCCACAAACAGUCCAAAGCAUGUUUCGCCAACAAUAAUUGACCUAUAACUACAAUUUAAGGAACAGUGACUUAAGUUCUCAUAGAUUUAACACAUCAUCAUGGGGCCAUAUUUGUUGUCCAAGUUAGAUCAUCAGCUUAGAUCUCUACCAUCAGUAGCCAGCUUUAGCAGUGCCAUAAGUGAGACAAAUGUAGAGGAUAUUUAUAAUAUUUGUAAGAAUUGUAUUUUAUGCAAUGCGUAAUGAAUAAUUAAGGUCUAAUACUUAUACUUAUAAUUAUUAUUGCCCAGACUUUCUUCUCAUCCACCGCUGCAGGUCAUCAGGAAGUACUUGAUGUUCGGUCUGGUUGCACUCAACCUAUUGACUAGGUUUGGAGUUAAGCGUUGCUCAGGUCGUCUAUGAUUGCAUAAGUGCGAUGAGACUUUUGAAGACAAUUCUCACAGAGAAUGUCAACGAGAACAAUCUUGUUACACAGGACUCCACCACUGAAAGGGUUGCGGCAAACCGAAUUGCAGGCCGUUUUUGAGCUCCUUGCUGUGCUCCGUUCAUGUCGUGUCAGGCGUCUCUAUUGUGAAGUGCCAUGGGAUGGCAGUCGUCCCUGCACUUGCCGCAUUUCACGAUUGCAUUGCAUUUGCUCAAUCUAUGUCCUGCCAAAAAAAUUCCUGCUAUGAGAACGCAUUUGUUUCUGACUUCCAGCACUUAUUUUUUGAAGGAAAUGCUUGAAGCUUUUCACUGUCUUCUUCUCCAAAUUUGGCUGCUGUCUGAAGUCAUUCUCACAGAACGUUAGUGAUGGCAACAUAUUGCCGAAGUGUCUCUCCAGCUCCCUCCAUACAUCGCACAUGGUGUCAGCGAGAUUCCUAUUUUGUCUCUAACAGUAGUUAUUAAUUUCUAUUUGUGCAUCUCGUUUUGUGUAGCUUCUCGAUCAUGGCACGAAAAACACUUUUCGAUGGGUGGGAGAGUGUCAGGUCUCCUGCGAAUAUCUCGAGGUGGCACUGAGGAAGGUUUUGUCACGACAAAGUUGCGACUAGCCUUUGAUUGACUGUUGUGAGGUCAUCUGCGGGAGUCGUCGCAAAGGGAUUCAUUCCUCGGAGGCCAAAAAGGGGCGUGUUGACUGGCGGGGACUUUUCCAAGCUGGCAGUGUUUGUGCCAGGUAAAUGCUCUUUUUUGCAAACGGGUGAGCAUUGGCUAGUUCACUUUAAAGCAUGGUGUGCAUUACUUUCCCUGAGUCCUGAUGGGAGCUUGGGUACCCUCUGCGAUCCAGUGUCUCCAUAAUCCCUUGUGCAUUAAUCCAGACUUGCGUUGUCUCUUUUGUGUCAAUAGGGUUGUCCAAACCUGGGAUAGUGACCCUAGUGACUUUCUCGUCGUCCUCCUCAAUAGACUGCUAAAUAGCUUUAAUUUGGCAUCAGCGACUGUGAGCUUCUUAUUUGCUGUAAAUACAGCUUUGUUGCACUUGAAUCUUGCUCUCUGAGACUGGAAUUAUUUUAAAGCUUCGUCAUUACUUUUCUCCAUCUCAACUGAGACAAAUGUACCACAACUAAAUCGAUCCCUAUCUCUCCUAUGUAUUAUUGCUUGGAGCAGUUCCUAUAAGUCCAUUAUAAAAGUUCUUCAAAUCAAACAAAGCCACAUUGUAAGGAUAAUGUUUUGUCUACUUUGUAUGGGAAAAAUAUAGAAAGCCGCUUGCUAUUAAUAAAUCUUCUUGACACUCUAACUGUUAAUCACAUAUAUGAACUUCAAGCAUAAAGAUUUAUCCUUAAAUAGUAUAAACAGUAGCUCCAUCAAUCUUAAAUAGUUGUUUCCGAUAUGCCAAACACAUCCACUCUCAUAACACAAGAUAUGCUUCAAAAGGCAAUCUAUAUAAGACGUGUCAUAGAACAAACACUGGCAAACAAACGAUCUGCAAUGGCAGUAGAUCUCUGGCAGGAACUAACCCCUGACUCUAAACGCUUGAAUACUCCUCUUUUUAAAAAAAGGGUCAAACAAUACUUGUUAAUUGCCAACGAGCAGCCUUGCAAAGACGCGAGGCUGCAUGGUGGUAGCCUAAUAAAGACGUGCAUGAUAGUUCCAGGGGCAGAAAAAAUUUUGAAUUGAUGUAACAUAUAGUAAUGAAAGGUAACAUUUAUGACGUAAUGCAGAACAGAGAAUGCAUUGUUUUUUAGAGAACAUGUGAUACAGAACAGAGAAUCCACGAGCCAUUUGCAUGCUUGUGAGUUUCGUGUUCAUCCUGUCUUCAACUAAUCGUCGCGUGGAUUUAUUUGCAACUUACACGUAUGGCUGCGCAUUUAACUGCUGGAAUUUUUAUCACCUGCUGCUAAGAAAAAUAAUAAUGCUGCAAAAUUUUUUGUCUUUGAAGAAAAAUAAAUUCAAAAGGCUUCAUCAGUACACCAUAAUUUUUUUUUUAACUUUAAAAAGAGACCAAAUAUAAAUAAAAUGAAUGUUUGCCGAAUUUAAUAUGAUUUUUUGAGGAUCCUAAGUUUGUUUAUAAGGCCACUAAAUUGUACUCAAAAUGACAUUUGUGCAACCUCAGAAAAAAACACGAACUUCAAUAUCUGAAAUAUUUUGCUAUGUAAAGUUGGGAUUUCAAAUUCUUUAUGCAGUAGAACUGUUUAGUUCACUAUUUUCAAAGACAAACUUAAAACAAGGGGCACACAUACACCAACCCAUGAUGCACCUUCCCAGAGCAUGUUCUGAUUAAAUGAUAAAAAUGCUUUCAGGGAAUUAAAAAAAUAUUAUUUUCCAGAUCCAGAUGUACGCAUGGGCGUAAGUGCAUACAUGGACACCACACUCCUGAAUAUAAUAGUAUAGUAAUCUCUGGAAUGUUAUCUUUCCAGUCUGGUCAGUUUAGUGAAGACAUGAUACCAACAGUUGGAUUUAAUAUGAGAAAAGUUACCAAAGGAAAUGUAACAAUUAAGGUAUGAUGAACAAGAUUUGUGUUGUGUCAUCUAUAUUAUUAGCCUGCUACGCAGGCGUUUUUAGGAGAGCUCGUCUUUCAUCCCUCCCCACAAACGCCUGCUCAACCGAGAACAUCUUUCCUUUCCCAAGCUUAGCCAAUCGCAUUGUACUUUCCAAAUUCUGGAAAGUUGACCUUGACCGCAGGGUAACCCGAUAAUUACUUGCUCUGCAUGAAACACUAGUAAAGCUUUAUGACCUCAACAAAAUGUUAGAGUCCAAGUGGCAAAAGUAAGAUUUAGUCAGGUUUUAGAAUACUCCUUGCACUGCCCAACCAUAGCCAAGGAAAGAAAACAAGGAAAUCGGUAAUUCUAGGGUCAUGUUUUUACACUACCACGGGCUUAUGAGUCGCAUUUAGGUUGUCAGCACUUUAUUUCAAAACUGCUGAUUGGUAACUUACCACGCGACUAAAACAAUGGAAAGGAAUGUUGUUUUUGGUUGAGCAGGCGUUUGUGGCAGGGAUGAAAGACGAGCUCCCCUAAAAAUGCCUGUGUGGGAGGCUGCUAUAUUAUAGGCACAUGAAAGGGUCAGUGUUACUAGUGUUUCUUGAACAUCCAAUGGAAAGGUUUAAUGUCAAUGGGACUACUAAGGGUGAUCUGGCCUUGCUACAAGUUGUUAUGAUAGUGCAAAAUAUUAUUAGAAAGAGGAUGGGCUGGGAGGAAGUGUACUAAAACCAUUUUCAAGCCAUUUUCUGGUCACUCUCUGGCUAUAAAGAGCUAAAACUUAAACCAAAAAGCUGUUUAUGGGUUGUAGGCCUCACAGCCUUCUGAUCCAGAUGCCAAAAUAACACAAGCUUCUGAAGUUCAGGGCGUAUGCGCAGAAAGUAAAAUUUGGUUUUUAGUUUAAAAGUGACACAGUAGUUUUGAUUUUUUCCUUUCACUUUCUCUCCAUCCCUCUUCUCUCGUUUUUUUUUGCCUCAUUUUUUUCUUUUGCUGAGCAUGUAGUAGGCUUCAUUUCAGUGGGUAAAGGUGUUUCAUGAAAGGAGAGGUAGGUGGGUAGUGAAUCAAGAUUUUCAAGGGAGUAUGUGUGUCAACGUUACAUGCUUAUUUGCCUUUGCCUUUGCCUCCUUGACUGAAUCAUGCUUAUUCAUGUAUGGUUUGAAAGAUCUCUUCACCCUGCAAAAGUUAGCUGACAAAGUGGUCCUUGACCAUGAAAAGUGAUGUCAUGAGAGGUAGAAGGAAUGUGGAUCCACACAGGUGGCUAAGUGCAUUUCAGUCAUGAUUUGGUUAAAAACCUGUUGAUAGUGUUUUUUUUGUCCAUUAAUUUUAGCAAUAUCCAAAAUACUGCAUGUAAAAUUUUUACAUUUUUAUUGACCAAUUUUAUUGACCAUCUCAUAAAUUCUUGACAACUAAGUGUCGCAAAAUACGCAUCUCUAAAAAAAAUUGUGAAAUUUUGGCCUUUAUAAAGCAUGUAUGUGAAAGGUAAAAAACAGUUGUGUUAUGUGUUGUUAGGUUUGGGACAUUGGAGGCCAGCCUCGGUUUAGAAGCAUGUGGGAGAGAUAUUGUAGAGGUGUAAAUUGUAUUGUGUAAGUACAUUCCUAUUGUUGUGAAGAAAUCUAAAUAACAGAAGAAUCCUUAUAACUGUAGAGUUUGCAUUGUCACUCAGGAUUGGCUGCUCCUUCUGUGGAAAUAGCCAUAUAACCAAUGCUUUUCUUUUAUUCUUUAAUCUCCUUAGUCUUACAAUCAAAACCCUUUAUUAUAAUCACCAAAUUUCAAUGACAAAUAAUAGUGAAUGUGAAAAAUGAGUCACCAAAGUAGAGACUUUCCUGCAAUAAUAGGUUAUUUUAGUUUUUAUGACUACUGAGGAGAUUGUUUACUUACUGUAGCAUUGCAUUGUAACAAGGUUUCUUUGUUACUUUUCUUCAAGGUAUAUGGUAGAUGCAGCAGAUCAUGAAAAAUUAGAAGCUUCAAGAAAUGAACUUCAUGGACUGUUGGAAAAACCACAGUUAGCUGGCAUUCCAGUAUGUGCUUGAAAAUAUUUUAAUGUGAAGAAUCUCUGUGCUUGUAAACUGCAAUUAUAUGUAAUCUACAGUUCUCAUAGCAUGUGCGUGAAUAGCUUUGAAAAUAAAUUAUAUAUAAUAAUAAUUAUUACAGUUGUUCAAGCUAUUGAUCAUUAUUGUAAUCAACACAAUAUUAACUUGAAGGUAUGUCCAGAAAUGCAUGCUAAUGAGAUUCACGCUCUUCAUGAUUGACAUCACAAGGUGUCCCCUAGCCCUAAUCCUCACCUAACGCAAGGCCAUUCAGUCAAACGUGAAGUCAUAUUGAAAUUACAAACAGCUGUGUGUAAUAUGAAGUACCGGAGGUCUAAGUUGUGUGCAUUUCUGGACAAAAGUGUCACUGAACUGUGACAGAGGGUUUACAAAAAAGGUCACAAAAAAUGCACUUUAAUUGCUUCAUUUUUGCUUAAUGUUCUGUAUGUUUAAUCUUGUAGGUGUUAGUUCUUGGAAACAAAAAGGACCUCCCAAAUGCACUAGAUGAAAAAGAACUGGUGGAGAGACUGUAAGUUCUGAAUUGAUUGCAUUUCCCUUUAAUCACCCAUGUGUCAGGAUUUGUAUUUCACAUGAUAUGAGAUUAUUCUGUUGUUUUAACUUAAAAGUACAAUGUUUGUUUACUUAGUUAUCUUUUGUGCCCACAGGAAUCUGGCUUCCAUACAAGAUCGAGAAAUUUGCUGCUACUCUAUCUCUUGCAAAGAAAAGGAGAACAUUGGUAAGCAAUACAGAUUACCUUAUUAUUAAUAUGGGAAAUUACAUGUAACGCUUUAUGAAAUUAACAUGACUUUCAAAAAUUUGUGUUAAUUUAAGGUAAUUUUUGUAACUGUUAAUUUCCGUGACCUUUAUUUCCAUUAUUUUGGCUCCAAAUUCUCAAUACACUUGUAGCAUUCUUGAAACCUAAGAAAGAGGAGUAUCAGGGUAAAGAUCUGCCAGUAACAGUGAAACUUUAAAGAACCCUACUUAAGUGGCCAGAUUUCUGCACUUGACCACUGGUGUGUUUAGGGAAAGAACCAUGAACAAAGUUUCCAUUUCGGAUUAUACGUUUAACUUUGUUCCUUUUGCCUCAACAAGUUUUGUUUAUUUAAAGUCACCCUCUCUUUUACGUUAAUUUCUUAUAUUCAAAAGCAGGUUUCCACUAAAUUCGCCUUAAUUUCCCUUACCUUAAUUUCAUUGAGCACUAAUUUCCUACAAUAAGGUAUUGUUUGUUGUUUCCCAUAUGCUUUGCACUAUAAGUAUUUUGCAGAUCGUUUCACUACCAAUUGACAAAAUAAAAAAGAUUAAAUUAAACCCACAACACAAUGUUAGUGAUAUUACAUUAUUUUGCUAAUGUGCAAUGGUUUCUGUAGUGCCAAGAAACAACUAAAAAAAUCAUUCCGAAACAAGUUUUGUGCCUCACAUGGUACCAUUUACACAUUGUGCAACCAAAAAGUCUCUCAAUAUUUCUAAUGAACACUGGGAAAUAUAUGGACUGGUGGAGCUGAAAUGCUUUGCUUAUUGUUGCAUAAAGGUUAAAGGCUGACUGACAACUUAGCUGUGUGUUCUUUGUCAUUUUUGUAGAUAUUACCCUGCAAUGGCUCAUUCAGCAUUCAAAGUCACGAGGUUAAACACAGUAACAGAGAAGAGAAAACUUAUUCACCACGAAGAGGACAAAAAAAUGAUGGAAAAUACUUGUUUAAAAGCAUCAAGACAGCUUGCAUUCACAAUCAUAGAACUAUUAAGAGCAGACUACUUUUCUACCCUAAUGAUACUGGGUAUGACAAGCAAUAUGAAAGAAAUCAAUGCUGCAGUCUUUGACAACUCUAACAUACCUGUAAUGAUUAUUCUGCAUGCCCCAGUUGUUAAAAUGGUGGAUAGGGCUAUCCACCGGAUAAAUCUCUAUCCAUGGAUAGUGCAAUUGGUUUCCCUAAUAGUUAUCAACUGGAUAGUGAUUUAUCUGGUGGAUAGCGCUAUCACCUUUUGAACAACUGAAGCCAGAUGACUAAAUUGAAUAGAUAGGGUGUGGUGUAACCAUACUCUACCACUGUGGUGCAUUUUGACAUUUUUCAUUGUACAUGUUUCUUCUUUGGUAGCGAAGACUUUGGUGACUUUUUCACUUAAUAAGGUCUCAAACAUAAAUGUAGUGGUCAAUUUAAUAAAUCUUUUACAAGUGUAAUUUACAGGUGUAGCUACAUUGUACUGUUUUGGACCUUAGAACAAGAGCUAGACUUGGAAAAGUUUUAUUGAAUUUACACCAGGUUAAAGUGAAACAAAUUUCUCAAAUCAAAAAGACAAUAUAAACUUAACGUAGUAACACCGUAUGUGGCACUCCCGAGAAUUGGUUUUUGGUUUUUGGUUUUUUGGUUAAUAAUAAUGUUAAUAAUUUAAUAAUAUUCUAUCAGGCUAAUUGGAGUGAAAAAGAAACCUGUAAAAGUGUCAUUGUGUACCAUGCAAUAGCCCCCCAUUUAUUAGACAUUUUUUGUGAAUAGAGAAACAAAAACUGGGCAUUAAGUGAUCUAUUUGUAGUAGAGAAUGUAAGUAGGCAAUGUUUCAGGUUAAACUUUGCUGUCCAACUCUCUUUUGCCGCUGCCGCCGCACAACUGUCUUUUCUGUCACAAGUACCUUUGUAUUUUUUGCUGUCAGAUUAAUUCUUGAUAAUCAGUGUUUUCCUUUCCCUAUAGACUUGUAGUCUUGCAGAAGUUUAACUAUAUUAUGAUUUGAUCUGAGAGACUGACUAAGUAAACUUUGUAUCCUUCUCUAGACUUGCUUCCUACAAGUUUGGUGUUAUAAUUUUCUGGUAUCUCCAUUAACAGGUGACAAUAGGGAACACGGUGACUGCACUACACCACAAACAAUAAAAAAUGAUAGGAAUUCCAACAUUAUUAGUUUAUCUGGAAAUCUGGCUAUCAUCAGGGAUCAUUUUAUAUAGCGUUUUUUGUCUUUUGAUAACUUAUGAAUAAAAGGUAACUUUGGAAUAUUAUGCCCCUGGCUUUAUACUGUAUUUGUGUUGUAAGGCCACCUCCAGGUCUUGAAAUAACGACCGGUCAACGGAC
Molecule: messenger RNA, 12934 nt
Organism: Porites evermanni
Lineage: Eukaryota; Metazoa; Cnidaria; Anthozoa; Scleractinia; Poritidae
Source: the annotation of a GenBank genome assembly